Messenger RNA from Cryphonectria parasitica EP155, 1650 nucleotides. Its product is annotated as alpha/beta-hydrolase. The record is from RefSeq and is a predicted model, not a curated record. Bases 1 to 1650 code for a protein of 549 amino acids. NCBI's taxonomy places the organism in Eukaryota, Fungi, Ascomycota, Sordariomycetes, Diaporthales, Cryphonectriaceae. The transcript has a single exon.
AUGAAGGCCUCCUCCUCCGGCCUCAAGGCUGGAGUGGCACAGGCCCUCCUAGCCACCGGCAGCAAUGCCCAGUACCUCUAUAAUCAGACCAUCCAGACUGCCUACGGUCCGAUCCAGGGUGUCCCUGCCCUGAACUCCACAUGCUGCUCGUACAUCAACGGCUAUGAGAACGUCACUGUCUUCCGUGGCAUCCCCUUCGCCGCCAACCCUGGUGGUGAGAACCGCUUCAAGGCACCCCAGAAGGCGGCGUCCUGGAACGAGACACUCGUGGCAAGCGAGUUUGGCUCUGGCUGCCCUGCCGGCACCGCUCCUUAUGGCGGUGCCGACCCCAUCACUGAUGAGGACUGCCUGAACCUCAACAUCUGGACCUCGGCCUCCAGCACGGCCGAGAAGAGGCCCGUCAUGAUCUGGAGUUACCCUGCCGGCGCCAACAAUGCCUGGACCAUGUUUGACGGGUCGCAGAUGUCGCUGCAGGACAUUGUGGUGGUCACCUACAACUACCGUGCUGGCCCCUACGGCUGGCUUGCCCUGCCGGAGCUGUACGUGGAGUCUGGAAACCUGACCACGGGCAACUAUGGCAUCCUGGACCAGCUGUAUGCGCUGCAGUGGGUCCACGACAAUAUCGCCGACUUUGGCGGUGACCCAGACAGGAUCACGACCGUGGGGCAGUCAGCCGGCAGUGCUGCGGUGUACCACACUCUCAACAACCCGUUGGCCAAGGGUCUCGUCGUCGGCGCCAUCGCCGAGUCAGGCAUCCGGGACCCUCGCGACCCGCAGUCCAGGGACCUCGCCGAGGGCUACAACAACAUGUCGACGUCGAUCGAGCUCUCGUACGAGCUCAUGGACUACCUCAACGUCACCACGCUCGAGGAGCUGCGCCAGGUCUCGGCGGCCGACAUCAACGAGGCCAGCACCUUCACCUCCUUCUCCAACUGGCGCGGCUGCAUCGACGGCUAUGUCUUCCCCGCCACCUACUGGGAGGACCUCCAGACGGGGCCCCCAGGCAACGAUGUGCCCGUCAUCACGGGCAACACCAAGGACGAGUCUGGCGCCACGUACGGCCUGACGGCGACCGUGGCGGGCUACGAGUCGACGCUCAACUCGACGUACGGCUCGCUGGCCGCCGACUUCCUGGCCGCCUAUCCUGCAUCCAACGACACCCAGGCGGCCAUGCAGGAGAACCUGAUCGCCCGCGACACGUCGCUCAUCGGCACGUGGAACUUUGCCAACAUGUGGGCCAACUCGUCGACGCAGCCCAUCUACACGUACUACUGGGACCACGCGCCGGCCGACAACGAGGAAGGGUCCGGGGCCAAGCACAUGUCCGAGAUCAACUACAUCUUCAACAACCUGUACGGCACCCAGCUGAGCUGGACCGAGGUCGACUACCAGAUCGCCUCCACCGUCAACGCCUACUGGGCCAACUUCAUCAAGACCCAGAACCCCAACGACGGCGGCAGCUGGACCAACGGCACCACCCUGGGCACCUGGUACGCCUCCAACAGCUCCAGCCCCGCCACCUUCCACCUGUCGCCGGCCGCCCCUGAGAACCUGAACGGCCUUCCUGCUGGCUAUGAGAUGGUGCCUGUGGCCACUGAUGACCACAUCACCCUCAUCAAUGAGUUCCUCGCCACACAGCAGUCUCUGUAA